AUGAGUACCGAUAACAAGUUGUUUGUCACUGAGGAGGAGGAAGAAGACAGAACGCAGGACCGCGCUGAUGUGGAGGACGAAUCGAACGACGUUGAUAUGAUAGCGGAUGAGAACGGAACAAGCAGUGCUGCUUCUAAUGAGCAGGAGGAUGAAGAAGGAAAGGGAGAGGGCAGUGAUGACAGCGAUGACGGGGAGCGAGAGGAGAAGGAGGACGAUGACCCAGUAAUUGAGGAGUUACCACUGAACAUCUCCGGAAAUGACGAGUCGCUACACGUGUUUCAGUACGCAAAUAGACCAAGGCUAGUCGGACGCAAACCUGCUGAGCACCCGUUCAUAUCUGCGGCCAGAUAUAAGCCCAAAUCGCAUCUAUGGGAAAUAGAAACUCCCUUAGAUGAGCAAGCUUUUUAUAACAAGGAUAAAGCCGAGGCUGAUUGGAACGGUGUCAAUAUUCAGACAUUAAAGGGUGUUGGCGUGGAGAACAAUGGUCAGUAUGCUGCGUUUGUCAAGGACAUGCAGGUUUAUUUGGUGCCCGUUGAGAGGAUAGCACAGCUAAAGCCAUACUUCAAGUAUAUCGAUGACGUGAAUAUAACAAGAAAGCAGGAGGACGCCAAGAGGAAUCCCAAUCCUUCGUCGCAACGUGCUCAAGUGGUCACCAUGUCCGUAAAGAGCGUCAACGAUCCUUCUCAAAACAGACUCACUGGAUCCCUGCUGGCACAUAAAGUGGCCGACGAGGAGGCUAAUCUCGAGUUAACCUGGGCGGAAGAUACGUUUGAGCAAUUCAAAGAAACUGUCGUGAAGGAAGCUGAAGGUAAAACCCUGAUAGCCUCAGAAAAACAAGAAGAUUAUAUAGAUAAUUUAGUUUGA
Molecule: messenger RNA, 864 nt
Organism: Saccharomyces kudriavzevii IFO 1802
Lineage: Eukaryota; Fungi; Ascomycota; Saccharomycetes; Saccharomycetales; Saccharomycetaceae
Gene: RPC37
Product: DNA-directed RNA polymerase III subunit C37
Exons: 1
Coding region: 1-864 (287 amino acids)
Biological process (GO): DNA-templated transcription
Cellular component (GO): nucleus; RNA polymerase III complex
Source: RefSeq, a predicted model, not a curated record